CUCCUGCUCACUCUUCAGCCCCUCCCAUCCCGCCAGAAGCCCGAGGACUACAAGUCCCAGGAAGCUCAAACUGCACGUGCGCACACAGCUGCCCGCCCGAAGGACAGACCCAGGCUCUGUUUAUCUCGUUGGGGAUCGAGUCGUCGGUUGGCGCGCAACGGGUUCUAGGCUGCAGGCAGCGCCAGAACCCGCGGCCCCGCCCCGGCCCGGCCUGGCAGGUAGCAGAGGCAGCAGGCCGUGCCGGGGGGGCAUGUUGCUGUAACCAGUGGCCCAGGGGAUGUUACGGUGGACAGUGCACCUGGAGGGCGGGCCCCGCAGGGUGAACCAUGCAGCAGUGGCUGUCGGGCACCGGGUCUACUCCUUCGGGGGUUACUGCUCUGGAGAAGACUAUGAGACACUACGUCAGAUAGAUGUGCACAUUUUUAACGCAGUAUCCUUGCGUUGGACAAAGCUGCCCCCGGUGAGGCCUGCCACCCGCGGACAGGCUCCUGUGGUACCCUACAUGCGGUAUGGACACUCAACCGUCCUCAUCGAUGACACAGUCUUCCUUUGGGGCGGGAGAAAUGACACCGAAGGGGCCUGUAAUGUGCUGUAUGCCUUUGACGUCAAUACUCAUAAAUGGUCCACGCCCCGAGUGUCAGGAACAGUUCCUGGGGCCCGGGAUGGACAUUCGGCUUGUGUCCUGGGCAAGACGAUGUACAUUUUUGGGGGCUACGAGCAGCUGGCGGACUGUUUUUCCAAUGACAUUCACAAGCUGGAGACUAAUACCAUGACGUGGACCCUUGUCUGUACAAAGGGCAACCCUGCGCGCUGGAGGGACUUUCAUUCAGCCACCAUGCUGGGCAGUCACAUGUAUGUCUUUGGGGGCCGUGCUGACCGCUUUGGGCCAUUCCAUUCCAACAAUGAGAUUUAUUGCAACCGCAUCCGCGUCUUUGACACCAGGACCGAGGCCUGGUUGGACUGUCCACCCACCCCAGUGCUGCCCGAGGGGCGCCGAAGCCACUCAGCCUUUGGUUACAAUGGGGAGCUGUAUAUCUUUGGUGGCUAUAAUGCAAGGCUGAACCGCCAUUUCCACGACCUCUGGAAGUUUAACCCUGUGUCCUUUACCUGGAAGAAGAUUGAACCGAAGGGGAAGGGGCCGUGUCCCCGCCGGCGCCAGUGCUGCUGUAUUGUUGGUGACAAGAUUGUCCUCUUUGGGGGUACCAGUCCAUCUCCUGAGGAAGGCCUGGGAGAUGAAUUUGACCUCAUAGAUCAUUCUGACUUACACAUUUUGGACUUCAGCACAGCCAACAUGUCAUUUGAGGAGCUGUUGGAAUUGCAGAGCCGAGUGGGGACUAAGAAGUACAAACAAUUGAUAGCUGGAACCAGCAUUAGGAAGCAAGAUUCUAGACCACCUUUCCAAAAUGCAUGUGUUGCAGAUAAGCACAAGCCUCUGGAAAUGUCGGCGAAGGCCCGGGUGCCAUUUUUGCGUCAGGUUGUCCCCGUCAGUAAGAAGGUGACCCGGGACCCCCGCUUUGAUGAUCUGUCAGGGGAGUAUAAUCCUGAGGUGUUUGACAAAACAUACCAAUUUCUGAAUGAUAUCCGGGCCAAAGAGAAGCAGACUGUGAAAAAGCAACUGAAGAAGCACCAUUUAGGGGAGGAGCGUGAGAAACUGCAGCUGCUGCUUCAGCGGAUAGAGCAGCAAGAAAUGGCACAGCAGGAACGAAAGCAGCAGCAGGAGCUACGCCUGGCCCUGAAGCGGGAGCAGAGGGCUCAGGCCCAGCAGGGCCAUCGGCCAUACUUCCUGAAGAAAUCUGAGCAGCGUCAGUUGGUCCUGGCUGAGAAGUUCAAGGAGCUGAAACGCAGCAAGAAGCUGGAGAGCUUCUUGAGUCGAAAGAGACGCCGAAACGCAGGAAAGGACAGGAGACAUCUCCCCUUGAGCAAAGAGUAAUAAGAACUGUUUUCAGCUCUGCCACUGUUCCAAUGAGACAUGGGUCUGUGGGGACAACCUUGGGCUCAGCCUGUUCUCCUGGCCAAGGGCAGGACCACAGCUGCCCUUGAGCUAGAUUGGCUCAGAGAAGAUUAGAGGGUUCUUGGCCAGCCCUUAGGGCUGGGCAAGAAGAGCAGCAGAGGCCUCUGCUUGGAUCUGGAUCAUCAUAUCUUUGGGCCGCUCUCACUUUUGCGUUAAUCUGAUGCCUCUGGUACAGAAGGGGCCAGUGAAGGCCACAGAGUCUGUUGAUGGCUCCCAGGGCUGGGCCUUUAUGCAGGAGUCACUUUAUAAACAUUCUUAACAUUCUUGUCACUCAUCUUUUUAUUCUGCUUUUCUGUGGGAUUUGUGGGUAGCCUAGAAUUACUGUUUUAGUGGGCCACGUGUGGGGUAGACAGCAAAGCUUGUGGCUUCUACAAAAUGGGAAGUCACAUCAGAGACCCUCCUAUUUAAAUCUGGGUCCCCAAAAGAUGACACCAUUAUUUAAAGGAUGAUCAGUCCCACAAAGGAAAACUCACCCACUUAGCUUUGGUUUUAUAUGCAAGCGGAGAUAGGAGGCGGGAACAAAAGGUUUUCCUAGUAGUAUGUAACCACAGCUGGCCCUCAUACCAUUUGAGAACAGAAUUCAUAUUACUAAUGUGAUCUGGAAAUCCCUCGAGCUGAUAAUUCAGUCAUGAUUUAUGUCUGUUACAAGACAGUGUUGACCUCCACAUACCUUCAAACUGUUAUUUCCCUCAACCAGGACCCAGACUGGACAUAGGAAAGCUCUGCGCUUUUUUUUUUUUUUUUUUUGGGAACAGCUUUAUUGAGAUGUAAUCCACAUACCAUAAAAUUCACUCAUUUAAAGUAUACGAUUGAAUGGUUUUUAGUAUAUUUAAAGUUGUGUAACCAUCACCACAGUCAUAAAACAUUUUCAUCACCCCAGAAAAA
Molecule: messenger RNA, 2896 nt
Organism: Loxodonta africana (African savanna elephant)
Lineage: Eukaryota; Metazoa; Chordata; Mammalia; Proboscidea; Elephantidae
Product: kelch domain-containing protein 3
Exons: 15
Coding region: 278-1930 (550 amino acids)
Cellular component (GO): cytoplasm
Molecular function (GO): protein binding; chromatin binding
Source: RefSeq, a predicted model, not a curated record